Exophiala dermatitidis NIH/UT8656 is the source of this 2670-nucleotide messenger RNA. RefSeq lists its product as uncharacterized. The record is from RefSeq and is a predicted model, not a curated record. The transcript has a single exon. NCBI's taxonomy places the organism in Eukaryota, Fungi, Ascomycota, Eurotiomycetes, Chaetothyriales, Herpotrichiellaceae. Bases 1 to 2670 code for a protein of 889 amino acids.
AUGCGGCUGUUCAAGUCCAACAAGUCGCAGGCCUCCCUCGAAGAUCGCGGCCCUGAGCAGCCCGAGGCGGCCCAAGCCCACUCCCACUCCCACCAUUCUCAACACCCGCACAGCGGCCUCUACGGCGGGUCCCAAUUCGACCUGACCCCUGAACGCUACAACCAGCAGCCACAGGACGAUAACCUCAACCAGUACCAGUUCCAAGAGUCCCAGCCUCAGACUCAGCCUUAUCGCGGCCAACAUCUCAGUCGCAGCCAAAGCAGUCGCAUCCCCUCCUCCAGCGAAGUGUAUGGCGCGCAGCGGCCCAGCGUGAACAUUGUACCACCUCUGUCACCCCCCGCUGCAGUGCCUGAAGGCCCGGAGCCCGUGCCAGGCCAGACAACGUUUGGUCAGUCGAGACACGUGCGGUCCGAUCGGGAGAAAGAUCAUAAGAAGUCCAAACGCAGCUUCAUUUCAGGGCUCAUCAAGGACAAGUCCAAGGACGAAGAGAAGGAAAAAGAGAAGGAUAAGGAAAACGUUCAGUCUGAACGCAAGAUCGGUCGCUCGAGCUCUGUACAUCUGCUGCGAAAGUCUCAUCUAUCCGACCAGGAGUCGUACUCAAAACAGACCUCACCACAGUCUCAAACAAGACAUUCCGGGUUUUGGCCAGGCGCCGACCUGGCAUCUCCAAACCAGACCUCCGGUCAGGCACAGUACGAGCAGUACCAAAGGAACCAGCGUCAAUUCGACUCUCCCCAGAGCCAGGCUACUCAUCAGUCGGUCGACUACGCUGAGGACGUCCCUCAAUUCAGUCCACGACAGGAGGAAUACCAAGCAUAUCACCGACCAACUGAAUCUCCCAGUCAAUCGGAACACUAUUUACCAUAUCAAAAGCCUCCCUCUAGAUCAAGUAACGCGGAGCCUGACCCACACCAGCACCUUCGUCCCCCUUCACAGGCUUCACUAGGACCGCCCUCUCCUGUGACUGCCGGUCCGCAUACCCAGUCUCAAGAUUCCCGCCCCUCAACGGGUGCGACCGACAGAUACUCUGUCCAGUCCACAAGCCAGGCUCAGGCACAACAACACCAACAGCAGCCGCAGCAGGCUGUUAUGGCACGCGGCGAGCCACCCAACGGAGGUCUUCGCCCACAACUUUCGCAGCGGGACACCCGCACCGAGGAACACUCCCAGUAUCAAAGCCAGCAAGAUCCCCGGGUGAGGACGGCACAGAAAAAUCCCGAGCAAGGAAGGAGUACUCCCCCGCCCAGGAGCAGGGAAGAUGUCAGCCAACUCGAUUAUCACCAGCUCCUUCAACAGCAUGAACAACUACAAGCCAAAUACUCCAAGGUCAAGCGGUAUUAUUUUGAGCGAGAGGCACAAGUGACUCAGCUACAGAACACCGUCGCCACCCAACGUCUGUCCAUGUCACGGACCUCUUUAGACGACGCGCAAUACACGGCCAGAUUCGAGAGACUGAGUCAAGCCAUCAACAACCUCUCCUUCAAUAUCCGCAAAAACUGGCGUGCCAUCCCCUCCUGGCUCCGGCAUGUCUGUAAUCAAGAUGCGCAUACAGUGGGAACCAAGGAAAUGACCGCCAUCGGCCGAACGUGCAUUACCCGCUGGCUGUAUGAAAGUAUUUUCCAAAGUAUAUUCCACCCUGGCAUUGAUCCGACGUUGUCAGCCCAGUUGAAGAAUCUGGAGCGGAACCUGAGACGCUCAGGACAGAAUGGUUUCUUGACGGACGAACAGCGUGACGAUCUUACUACAAAAAUCACCGCCUGGCGAUUGACCACCAUUGAAGGGCUGCAGGAUGUGCUCAAUUCACCACAGGCCGAACAGUAUACGCAGAACUUAACGAACAUUCUCACUCACCAGCUCACGGAAUCACUCAAAUCUAAUCUCACCGACCCACCCCCUCCUGGGUUGAGCGAAAGUGUCAACAUAGUUGUUGGCCAGGCGGUCGGUAUCGCGGCAAAUAUACCUCUCGAGUCUCGGGACAUCUGUGUGGAAUACUUUAUGCCCGGCACCCCGAUCAACGAAACAUACAUGAAAGUCGAGCAGUCGCUUCCACAGUUGACCAACCCCGGCGUACAUGAGCGCGUGGCUGCCGCGCAGUCACAAACAAAGCCAGAUGGUAGGGAGGGCGACAGCAUAAGUAUGGCAAGUACAGAAGACGGACCUCGCGAGCGAGAUGUCGAGGCUGAAAUUCGAGAGGCUGCAGGCAAAGCCGCCUUGCAAACAGCGGCACAGGGUGGCAGUGGAGCUUCUAGUGGGCCGCAAACGCGGAACGAUAGUGUGGCCAGCCAAAGCAGUCAAGCUACCAUCAAGAACCAGGAGGAGAAGCAGUCUAAGAAAUCCAGCUUCUUGGGAGGAUUUGUGGGGAAGAAGACAUCGUCCACGCGCAACGAUAACCGCAGUGCAGGUGGCGAUGCAAAUGUCCACAACGAUGAGCAACGUGGAAAUGUCAGAGAGAGCACGGCCGUCGAGUCUGCACCACCGGGGCAUGCCCCAGGUGCAAAUGAAGGCCGGAUCCGGUUUGCCGCGUUUCUUGCUGUCGAGGUACGUGGCAAAGGCCCAGGAUCUAAUACUGGUGGCAGCGGUGGCUCGGGCAAGGAAUCUGGAUCUGCCGCAGGAGGAAUCAACCAGUCUUCUGUCAAUGUUCUUUUCAAGGCUCCAGUGUAUGAAUACUGA